Messenger RNA from Zophobas morio, 1868 nucleotides. RefSeq lists its product as uncharacterized. NCBI's taxonomy places the organism in Eukaryota, Metazoa, Arthropoda, Insecta, Coleoptera, Tenebrionidae. The transcript is spliced from 5 exons. The record is from RefSeq and is a predicted model, not a curated record. The coding region runs from base 171 to 1769 and encodes 532 amino acids.
GAAACCGGAGACUAUCUCCAUAUAGUCCUCUAGUUGUCGAAGAACGUUUCUCCAGUGCGGUCAGUCGUGCUUCGCUUGUGCUUUGCGUGUUGAAUGUGUUUUAGUUGGAUGAUGUACUCCAUUUUCAAUUAACUAGCAAUCCAUCAAAGAACACCUCAUCAGCACUGAAAAUGUUGAAAUUCUAUUACUGUUCGAUCUUGUUGAUUUUGUCGACGGAAGCAGUCCACCACAUCGAGAAUUGGCAACCCGUCCUUCAUUCGGACCUUUACGAUGGAGGAGUCAAAACUAUCCAUACAUCACAUCCUGCAGGAUACGUGACACACACUAUCCACCAAUCAGGACCUUCUCUACACAACCCUUCGAAUGAUCAAUGCGGACUGUAUAAAGUCGGGUUCGUGCAGGACCUCUACUUUCAAUAUAUUCAAUACAAAACGCACAUACCCGAAAUGAAAGAGUUCACGUUAUGUUUCUGGAGCAAGUUCGCAAAUCAUAGCAACGAUCAUCCCAUAUUUUCCUAUGCGGUCGAUGGUCAGCCUAAGGCGAUAGUGUCAUGGAUUUCGAAUACGGAACGGUCCAGUUACUUUAGUUUAGCAAUCGAAGGACACACCUUCUAUAGACUUAACUAUCCCUUGCGACUCAAUAAGUGGUACCACACUUGCCAGAGCUGGAACGGCAAAACUGGAGAGUGGCAAAUCUGGGUAAACGCUGAACGAGUGGGCCGUGGCUUCCACAACAGGUUGGUAGGGCACAUAAUUCCAUCCGGAGGACUAGCCAUAACCGGACAGGCACAAACCCAAGUCGGCGGAGGCUUCCUCGAGGGUAAAGAUGCACCGAAAGGUUCUGGAGGAAUGCUUGGCGAAAUCACAAUGUUGCAAUUGUACAGUGUCGCUCUGACAGCCGGGAAAGCCCAUAGAGACCAUAAGCACCAUCAUGCUCACCAGUACGACCAUGAUGGUAAUCAAAUCACGACGCCACCUCCUCAAACCCCACGACCAAGAAAUGCCCUCCCCACCCACCCGUUACUCACGGGAGGCCAGAUCAACCCGAUGCUUAUGCUCAACUUUGCUGGUGGACAGCCUCAGCCGCAACCUCAACUAAUUCCUGGGCAAAACUACAAUGCGCAACUCCUCAACGGACAAUUCGUAAGCAAUUUAGUCAGCCAGCAGCUGUCCCAAGGAAGACUACCUCAAAAUCCUCAAACUCAACAACUCCAAUUCCUCACCCCUCAACCUCCCGUCCAACAAAUAGGUACACCGUUAAUCAACAGCGGUUUAGUCCACCCCUCCCUCGUCAAUCCGGCUAAUGUCCAAUUCAUCGACACCCCUCAGAUCGAGACUCACCAGUUAUUCAAGCGACAGAACGACGAGAAAAACGAAGGAGAAUUGAAAUUCGGCGAUAAAAUAGUCAAGAAAACGAAACGCCAAGCCGGAUCUGAGGAUAACGAUCAGAAAGAGAACAAACAUAAGAAACGAGAAUUGUAUUUAAGUGGGGGUACCAUUAUCGAGGAAGGCUUCACGUCGGGUAUCGACCAGAGCUUCUUAGACGGAUUAGCUGGAAUCGGAGAGAACAAACCAAUUUUGCAAGAACAAAAACAAAACGACGAGAGAGAACCCGCCGAAGCCGAAGUGAAAGCGGUGAUGAACGUGUGCAGUGGGUGCGACGAAGAACCCUUCGAAAAAGCGCUCGUUUUCGGCUGGAGGAACGUUCCGAAGAAACUAUAUUCGGGUGCCUUCUACACGCCUGCAGCGCCACAGUGCAAAGCUUUUUAAGUUUGUUUUUGUUCAAUUUCAUUCGUCGACUUUGUACAUAUGUCACGUCAUCUCUUCAUCGUCAUCGAGCUCCAGACUGCCUGUCUGAGGAUAUUGUUA